AUGGCCGUCUGUCCACAAAGUACCGGUCUGGCCGCCUGCGCUUCCGUGUGGGCUUCGCGCGGCUUGGGAGGCUUGCUGGCAAGCUCAGGACGUCAGCGCUUCGCGGCCCUGAAUCAACCUCGGCCACGAUUCCUCUCGGAGUUUGAGGUUGAUUUCGAGUCUCCUGUCGGAAGGGGAGCUUGCUCAGUGGUUUUUGCUGGCAAGCACAGAAGCAGCAACUUUGAUGUGGCCGUGAAGGCCAUGAGCACGGCACUGCCCACGGAGACAGGGGCCCUGCCCGUGGCUUCAGGCAUUUGCAACGAGAGCACAGCCUUCGAUCACCUGCUCGAAGGCCCGCCACACCCCAAUGUUGUGGAGCUGGUUGGUCGAUUCGAAGGUCUCGGCAGCGAGGAUGAGCAGGUGCACUACUUUGUCACAGAACUUCUGGCAGGAGGCUCUUUGGAGGACUGCCUGCAGGCAGGUGGUAUGGAAGAGGCGACAGCGCGGCGCAUCAUCAGGAGUGUCUGCCAGGGACUGGCCAGCCUGCAUGACCAAGGCGUCGUGCAUCGGGAUCUCAAGCCUGGAAAUGUGCUCUUCAGCAAGGGGGAGGAGGAUCCGAAGCUUAUCGAUUUCUCACAUGCCGCGCUGAUCAGUGGGGACGAGGAGACGUUGACCGGGGAGCUCGGAACGCGAGGUUACGUGGCUCCAGAGGUGCUCUCUGAGCGGCCCUAUGGAAAGAAGUGCGACGUGUUCUCCCUUGGCUGCACCGUGCAUGCGCUCCUCAGUGGCCGUCCGCCGCGAAGGCAUCUUCGGGUUGGCUUUGUCCAACAGCUGCCAAGCUCCGUUUCACCCUCCGCCCGCCGCUUCGUGGAGGCCCUCCUGACCGUCGAUCCGAGAAGCCGCCCCUCGGCCAGGGAGGCCUUGGCGGAGAGGUGGCUGCAGGAGGAGUGA
Messenger RNA from Symbiodinium necroappetens, 930 nucleotides. The record is from the annotation of a GenBank genome assembly. NCBI's taxonomy places the organism in Eukaryota, Dinophyceae, Suessiales, Symbiodiniaceae.